Molecule: messenger RNA, 1419 nt
Organism: Sclerotinia sclerotiorum 1980 UF-70
Lineage: Eukaryota; Fungi; Ascomycota; Leotiomycetes; Helotiales; Sclerotiniaceae
Exons: 5
Coding region: 1-1419 (472 amino acids)
Biological process (GO): glutamyl-tRNA aminoacylation
Molecular function (GO): glutamate-tRNA ligase activity; tRNA binding; ATP binding
Source: RefSeq, a predicted model, not a curated record
AUGAGGUUUUUCCCUCUACCGCUGACAAGAAAUACUAGUCAGAGAAUAUGGAAACAGAAUGUUUGUUCCAUUUGUAGGAGACAUGCCUCUACCGAAGCAAAUGAGUAUCCUCUGUCCGUGGCCUCGACCAAACUUCGUGCUGCUGGCCCUAUCAGGACCCGUUUUGCGCCAUCUCCAACCGGUAAUUUGCAUCUAGGAUCCCUAAGAACGGCGCUCUUCAAUUUCUUGCUUGCAAAGGCUACCGGUGGACCAAAGGUCGGUGGACCGUUUGCUCCAUACAAGCAAGAAUUUCAGGACCCUAUAAUGGUAAAAUCGGAUGGAUUUCCAACCUAUCACCUGGCAAACGUUGUGGAUGAUCAUUUCAUGAAGAUUACACAUGUUGUUCGAGGAUCGGAAUGGAUCCCUUCAACGCAUAUGCAUGUUGCUAUGUAUCAAGCAUUUGGAUGGAAGCCGCCUACCUUUGCACAUGUUGGCCUUCUCCUAGACAAAGAUCGGAAGAAGCUCAGCAAACGAGAUGGUGCCAUAGAUAUAGCAACCUAUCGAGACGCAGGGUAUUUUCCUGAGACAGUAACCAACUUUGUUGCUCUUCUUGGAUGGUCUCAUGAGCGAUCAUACGACAUAAUGAGUAUGCAGGAACUUGUUGACAAUGCGAGCAUGAAAUACACUCGAGGUGACUCUGUCGUAACCAUGGCAAAACUCAACUUCAUGCAAAGAAAACACGCCGCAAGAUAUAAGGAAUUACGACGAUCAAAUGAACCUAUUCCACCUUCUCAAGAUCUCUUAGAAUUAGCUGCAAAGCCCGUCCUCCAGCGUAUGAAAAGUCUUCCAGAGUACGAAGAACUAAUCUUCUAUAACUGUGAAAAUACCGAUGCCGCAAAAGAGAACUACAUCCUUUCCAUAAUUUGCGCGGGAAUCCAAAACUACAACCUCCCGGAUACCUUCUACGCAACCCACAAAUACUUCUUCACAGCCCCCACACCCUUGGAACUCGAAUCCAGAACCCCACCCCACAAACUCCACGACGCCCCGCAAGGAGUAAUCCACCCUAUCCCCGACGACUUCUCCACCUCCUUCGACGGCUUCUCCUCAAUCGCCGCCGAAAACUGGAACGCAGCCGAACUAAAAGGUUUCACAAAUCUCAUCAUCGACCAAGGAACCAUGAUGAGCACGGCAGAAUUUACCGCUACUAAAGUGUAUAGUGAAGAUGCACAGAAGGUAAUCAGGAAGAGUUGGACAAAACUCGUCCAUUCAUAUAUUAGGUGGGCAAUUGCGGGUGGGCAAAGUGGACCUGAUGGGUCCGAUAUUAUGGAGAUUUUGGGCAGGGAGGAGUCGCUCCGUAGGUUGAGGGUCGCGAAGGAGAUUAUGGAUGAAUAUAUCAGGUCUCUUGCGGAAGCAUCAGGAGCCCCGACGGCGGAGUAG